AUGGCAAGCGAGGAUUCCCGAACCUCCUUGGAAAUACCAGCUUGCUUUAGAUGCCAUGUGCCAUGGAGCACACGGUAUGGUAUCUGUGGCACGCGUCACUGUCGGCGUCGCGGUGACAGAAACAAAGUGGCUUUUUGCAAAACUUGUUUCCCGGAUGCUAGAUGCGGAGAAUGCGGAUGUACAUUUCAACAUGAACAGGCCGUCCUUCCAAGCUUGUCAUACACAUCGUCGCAGCCGGCUACAUAUUGUGAGCCGUGGUCGGAGCUUGAUUGGUUGCCAGAAGAGCAGGCUGCUGUCAUACAUUGCUCCGGUGCUUUUUGUUGGCAGUGUAAUUCUGAAGACCCCCUACACGGCCGCUCUGGCUAUUGUGACUACUGCUGGCAAUGCUGGAAUGGACGGAUUCCAGAGAAAGCAGUUUCGGAAGGAGGAAACUUCCCGCAGCCAGAGGUGAGCCAUUACCCUAACUUCAACAGGCUUGUGGAGAAUCAGCUUCUGACCCAGGGUGUCCCAUGUUUUGAAGUGGAUGUGUGCGAUGAAGAUUUCCUGGCUGUCGCCUUGCGCUUGAGGCAGAAGUUUCCCAACGAUCCCGAGCCCCUGAUAUUGUCCCCUUGCAGCCGGAUGAGCUCUGGAGGUGCGGCAGGCCCGGCUGGACAAUCCAUGUUGGGGGCUCUGUGCCAGUCGACAACCUGGCAGGCCGUCGCUGAAAGGGCUUUCCCUAUCGGUAGCAAUCAUGCGGUGUACGUGCCUGGAGUCAGGGUCUACCAUGUUGUGGGCAAGCCGGCAAGCAACUUCUCAGUUUCUGUCCUGGCCACCCCUCCUUCUCAAUUCCGCGAUGUGUCGGACUCGUACUAUCAUGACUUGCUGGCACGCAUGUGUGGUCUCAUAGAAAUCUGUAAACUCCGAGGGCAUCGUUUGCUGGUGAUAGGAGCCUGGGGGUGUGGCAGCAGGAAGCACCCACCUGAAGCAGUGGCUUGGGCAUUCAAGCAGGCCCUUGAGAGCCAGAAAGACGCCUUUUCCCACGUCAUCUUCGCCAUCAAAGGGGAUAAGAAGACGCUGACAGCCUUCCAGAAAGCCUUUGGCGUUUGCACUUAG
This is a messenger RNA of Symbiodinium sp. CCMP2456, 1092 nucleotides long. The record is from the annotation of a GenBank genome assembly. NCBI's taxonomy places the organism in Eukaryota, Dinophyceae, Suessiales, Symbiodiniaceae.